Molecule: messenger RNA, 2127 nt
Organism: Trypanosoma conorhini
Lineage: Eukaryota; Euglenozoa; Kinetoplastea; Trypanosomatida; Trypanosomatidae
Product: putative cyclic nucleotide-binding protein
Exons: 1
Coding region: 1-2127 (708 amino acids)
Source: RefSeq, a predicted model, not a curated record
AUGGUGACUCUGCACGACGAUGGAAACAUCGGUGAUCAUGACUGGCUCAUCACCCGCACAGGCGUGCCUUCGGUUGAGGACGUUCUCACUGAAGUCGAGCCGAUCAGCGAGUUUGUUUGCCCUCCGUUUGUGCCACCGUCCCGUUCUUCGCGACGUUACUCACUGAUGAUGAAUGCCCUGACGAUGGGGAGGGAAAUCAACGAAUGGGAAAAAAAAUUGAUUCUUUCGAGGUUGGAGAAAAGCUCUCCUCUCAUCGAGGAGGAAUUUCAACGACGACUUUGCGCAGUUCAUGUGCGUAAUACGAGCGAGUACAUACAUGACAUACAACUUCGUGCUGCCACGCGGGUGGCAGUUGAGCAGGAGGAACGUCGCCUGGACUACGAGGGAGGAAGAGCGCGAAGGGAGGCCGUGUUUACCCGCCACAAAAACUUGACUACUAUUUUGCGAGAGGAAGUACAAGCCGUUCGGGCAAGGCGAUGGUACACCAUCAUACUCUCGCACAUGUUUCUUACUGCUCUGAUGAAAGAGAGACGCGUUCAUGAGGCGUAUGAAAAGAUUUCUUGGAUGCUACUUCCUGUGAUCAAGCGCCGGGCAGCCGUUAGGGCGAAGCGAGCGGAGGCGGAAAUGUUAACCCGAAUGAAUAGAGAUAAUAUACCAUUUCCUUCACCAUCUGUUAUUUAUAGCAUGCAUGGAACAUUUUUUAAUGGGUGGCCGCCUCGUCUUUUGGAAAUGUUGGCACGAAAAGGGAAGCCGCUUUUUCUCAAAGCAGGGACAUUUUUGAUGCAUGAAGGCGAUUUGGAUCGCUGCAUGUACAUGAUCACCACUGGCUAUGUGAGUGUCAUUCUGAAUGACCGCGCCAAGGGUAAGAAACGAACCAAGGAGUGCAGCAAGGCGUGUUUCGCGCUCAAUCCGCCGUGUUACGUGGGAGAGUUUGCUCUGGUGUGCAAGGAACCCCGAAGUGCAUCCAUUCAAUGUGAAACCGAUAUCGGUGCCUGGGCGGUUUCCCCCGAGGACUACGAAGAAGUCGCGCAACACUUGAGUGCAGAGGUGGCAAGCAAGCAGCGAGAAGCGACUGACGUUCGACGACGAGCAAACUUGCAGAAAUUUUUCCCUCUUCGUGUCGAACUCCUUCGCCAAUUUCCAUACUUUGAGAAAUUUAGUACUGAGGCUCUUAAUAAAAUCAUUUCAGCUGUUGAGCCCAUUGUGCUUCACGACGGGGACCCUUUGUUUUCAAAGUCGGAUAUGGAUUCCUCAGCCUACUUUAUCCAAGACGGCGUCGCCAUCCUCUUGGAAGAGGACGGAACCCGCCACUCCAUUCCACGUGGCAGCUGCGUGGGGAUAUUUGAAUGCGCCUGCAGUGUGAAUGAGCGAAAACGGUGCUCCAUCAUAAGCAAAAACUAUUGCGAUAUUUGGCGAAUGCGUCGAGAGGUUCUCAUUGACGUUGGCAUGAGUGAACCGGCCGCCUUUUUGUAUUGCCGCAAUGCGGCCAAGUCGAAUCGCGCAAAUGAGGUGAUAAAACCCACAACGGCGCCCAGUUCGGUACGAAAAGAUCCAUACCUUCUGUUCUGCCUCACACGUUAUUUAAUGAACCGACUGUGGGAAUCCGCACUCCCAGUGAUUUACCUCAACGACGAGAAACUCGUGGUUCAAGGGCAACCUUUUCAACAGUUCAUUAUAUUGCAUAGCGGUGUCUUUGAAACAACAUUUAUUGCCGGAAACGGCGAGCAUCACACGGUUCGGAUUACUGUCAAUGGUGAAGCCACUUCCAUGGAGCUUCUCUCGGGUUCCACCGACAAUGUCCUCAGUAAGGGAAGGGAGAGCGUGAUCAAGACCUUUUUUAGUUUGGUUUUGGGGGCCUAUGAAUACGCCUCUUCGAUGUCACAUUACUGUUCCACAGUAACCAGCUACGGGCUUUCGGAGGCCUUUGUGGUGGAUCGUGCGUCCUUUGAUGCCCUGGUGCCUCCAGAGCUGAAGGACAUCAUGGAAGAGGACAAGACUGCGCGUGAAAUCGUUUAUUCUUCACACAAACACAACGAUCCCAGGCAACUUACAUCAAACAUACAUCUCGGUUUCGCCGCGACAUACCGCAAAGCCAGGGAAUGCCAUAUGAAAGGCGAUACAAUUUGA